Molecule: messenger RNA, 1830 nt
Organism: Penicillium cataractarum
Lineage: Eukaryota; Fungi; Ascomycota; Eurotiomycetes; Eurotiales; Aspergillaceae
Product: GPI-anchored transamidase subunit GAA1
Exons: 5
Coding region: 1-1830 (609 amino acids)
Biological process (GO): attachment of GPI anchor to protein
Cellular component (GO): GPI-anchor transamidase complex; membrane
Source: RefSeq, a predicted model, not a curated record
AUGGCGCUAAAAUCUGCGAUCCGCAACUUGCGGAAUAACCCCCAGCUUCUCUUCGUUCGCCUGCCGAAUAUACUUUCCUUCCUUUGCAUCGUUGUCGGUGUCGUCUGGCUGCUCCUCCUUCCCUUGAACGACUACUCCCGACAAACCUACAUCUCCGAGAAUGCGUUAUUGCCGGGUCAAGUCCAUGCCUAUUUCACCGGCAGUGAGCAGAACAUCUUCCGAGGGUACAAGAAGGAGAUCCAAGCAUUGAUUCAGGAGGGUCCUGCUGGAUUAAAAGUUGCAACCCAGAAAUACGAGUACACCUCUGCAGGAAUUGGCUACCAAGGAGAGAACGUCUAUGGUAUCAUCCACGCGCCGCGGGGUGAUGCGACGGAGGCAAUUGUCUUGGUCGCAGCGUGGAAGACCGCGGAUGACGAGUUGAACCUGAACGGUGUGACACUUGCCUUGACGCUGGCCAGAUACUUCAAACGCUGGUCGCUUUGGUCUAAGGAUAUCAUCUUCGUUUUCCCACCUGACAGCAAAACCGGAACCCAAGCAUGGAUCGAUGCCUACCAUGACCUGCACCCUGCGACCGUACAACCGCUGCCAUUGAAGAGUGGCGCGUUGCAAGGCGCGCUGGUCAUCGAAUACCCUUUCGAGAACCACUUCCACACACUUCACAUUGUCUAUGAUGGUGUCAAUGGUCAACUGCCAAAUCUUGAUCUCUUCAACACUGCUGUGGCCAUCGCAGGUGGGCAGAUGGGCAUUGGGGCCAAUCUACAAGAAAUGUGGAAGCACGACGACUCCUACCAGGACCGUCUGAAGACGAUUUUGCGCGGCAUGACCAAGCAAGGCCUCGGCUAUGCUACCGGAGCGCACAGUAGUUUCAUGCCAUAUCACAUUGACGCCAUCACUCUCCAGCCCAAGGGUGAGGGCUGGGAAGAUGAGAUGGCCCUGGGUCGGACAAUUGAAAGUCUUUGCCGUAGCUUGAACAACUUACUCGAGCACUUGCACCAGAGUUUUUUCUUCUAUCUGCUCAUGCAGUCUAAUCGUUUCGUCAGCAUUGGAACUUAUUUGCCUAGUGCCAUGCUGAUCGCAGGCAACUUCACUAUCAUGGCGAUUGCGUUGUGGAUGCGAACCGGCUACUACUCGGACUCUAAGCCCGGUGUGUCCGCUGGCUCUGAUACUCCCAAGUCUAAGAGCGAAAAGCCCUCUGGCACAGUGACUGAGAAGGAAGUAACCGAGAGCAAGCUCAAUGGAAGUACCGUCGCAGAGCGUGUCCUGGCCUUGCCACUUACGCUGGUCAGCGGAUUGCAUUUGAUUGGUCUCGUUCCUCUGUGGAUAUUUAACACAAUCUUCCACCAGUAUUUCACUGCUGCUACCUACAUCUUUGUCGGUGUAGACGUGGUCCUCCCCUUGAUCUUGGCCGCACUACUCUCGAAUGGCCUCGGAAUCUCAAGGCCCAUCGUCCCCCAACAAUACCUCUUGAUCAAGUCUUUCGCGCUGCUCCUGCUUGGUCUUUCCCUCUCUACGCUCGCUACUCUCAAUUUCUCCCUCUCUUUCAUGAUCGGCCUCCUCUGCGCCCCUCUAACCUUCAUUACCCGUAUCCAAGGCGCCGCGGCUGUGCGAUACCCCAUCUCUGUUUUGGGACUCGCACUGCUGAAUCUUCUGUCCCCGCCCGCCGUUCUCAUUGGCGUCUGCUGGUAUACCGGUGUGCCUAUUGAGACCGUGCUCACUCAAGCUGCGUUCGGAUGGGAUGUCUGGGGCAUGUGGACGCAAGUGGUGGUCUGGUGUGUGUGGUGGCCGGCUUGGUUGAUUGGAUGCGUCCUGUUGGGAUCCUCUAUGUUUUAA